AUGCACAUUCCCAUGUCUCUGAACCCUCGAAAACGACCCGCGCCAGAAUCAACGCCCGCCAUGCCGAUGCCUCAGGUGCAACAGCCGACGUUCCCCAGCCCAACCGGUGACCCGUUCUUGCGAUGGGGAGGAGCGGCGGAUGCAAAUGGCCUCGUCGAUGGAACCGGGGCCCAGGCCAUCAACUCGUACGGUAUCGUUCCCGGCCCGCAGCAGCAGCAGUUCGUGCCGCCCACACCAAACCCCAACAAUGCCCUUGCCAGGAGACAGAUGAACAGAGCACUUGUUCCCACCGGUGUGAGGCAGAACUUUGACUCGCCAAGUGACCCUUGGUCUCUCGGCGGUGAAGACUCUGCGCUCCUACAGCAGCAAGCAAACGGAACUAUGACCGAGACCGACAACAUCGAGGUCUUGGAGGAGAUGGCCCGCAAGGCCAUGAGGGAGGCGCAGCAGAAGCGGAAGCAGAUCCCGCCCUUCGUGCAGAAAUUAAGCAGCUUCCUAGACGAUGACAAGAAUUCCGACCUGAUUCGGUGGUCCGAGAAAGGCGACUCGUUCGUCGUUCUCGACGAGGACGAGUUUGCAAAGAAGCUGAUCCCGGACCUUUUCAAGCACAACAACUAUGCUUCGUUCGUGCGACAGCUCAACAUGUACGGCUUCCACAAGCGCGUCGGUCUAUCAGAUAACUCGAUGCGCGCGAGUGAGCGGAAGAACAAGAGUCCGAGCGAGUACUCGAACCCGUUCUUCCGACGGGGGCACCCGAACCUGCUCUGGCUCAUCAACAAGCCCAAGGGCGGCAACAAGGGCAAGAAGGGCGGCAAGAACGCCGAGGUCGAAGGCGACAGCGAGGAGGACAUCGUCGUCACCGACGACGCGAUGGGCCAGGGCUUCGGAGCCACUAGCGCCCCUGCCAGCAAGGCCUUGCCUUCCCCCAGCGACAUGCCCCUCCAGAAGAAGGAGAUGGUGCUGAUUCGUGAAGAGCUGGCCAAGGUGCGGGAGCAACAACGGAUGAUCAUGACGGCCAUUCAACGAAUCCAACAAGAUAACUCGGCGUUGUAUCAGCAAGCCGUUGUUUUCCAGAGCCAACACGAUCGGCAUCAGAAUUCGAUCAACGCCAUUUUGAACUUCUUGGCCAACGUGUUUAGGAAAACACUCGAGGACCAAGCCGGACCUCAAAGUGUAAACGAUCUUCUGGCGAGCAUCAUCCCGAAUGGCAACAACGCCACUUCGGUUCCGCAAGGAAGCGUUGUCGACUUGGGCGAUUACGUCCAAGCAGCACAGAACUCGGCCAGCAACAGCAAAAACAACAUGAACCUUGCGAAGCGUAGGCAUGCGAUUCUGCCCCCUAUUCCCAAUGGACGUGCCAACACGGUUUCUCCAUCUCCGGUGUCGGCCUCGUCCACGCCUCAGCCAUACAGUCGCGAGAUGGGUACGGUCACGGAACUCUUUGAUACCCCCCCCGGAGACCAUACCUCGCCCAGCAACUACUUGGCGCAGGAGCUCGAGACCAAUCCCCACGAGAGCAUGAUGAAAAUCAUCCACAACACCAAUGCCAACAACUCAUCCGGCAUUGACCUCCCUGAAGUCGUCAAUAACACCCCUGCGACAAUGAGCAAUGACCAGCGGAAUAUGAUGCUCAAUGCAAUGGCAGGUCGGUCAGCCACGCCCUCUACCAACGCCCCCCGGUCUGCCAAACCCUCGGUCUCAGCCUCUCCCAAUCCGCCUGCGCCAUCGGUUACCGCGACCCCCGAAACGCCUCCCAUGCCUGCCGCCUCAGGCCUUUCGCUGUCCCCCAUUAUGGGUUCUGCGGCGCCGCCACCUUCACUGCAGCAAAUCAACUUCAACCAGGAAGACCUCGCCGCGCUGCAUCGCAUGCAAGAAGAGCAGGCGGCCAAGUUGGACCACCUCUCAAGCAUGCUUGGACCGCUCAGCCCAUCUGGUCGCAUACCCGGCAUUGAGGAGGCCGGGAACGCCAACGGCUACUUUGACGGCGAUUUGGACAUUGACCAGUUCUUGAACACGGAUGCUUUCCAGGGUGACAAUGCUUACCCCGGUGUUAACUUCAACGGCGACGGAGACGACUUCAACUUCACACUUGACGGGUCUGGCAUCAACCAAGGCGGCACUAACGUCAACAGUACGCCGAGCUCUUCCGGAACUGAGGAGAUCCCGCGAGAAAACUUUGACGGACUCAGCGGAAGCCCUGAUCGCGGUAACAAACGGCGACGGGUGGGUUGA
Messenger RNA from Colletotrichum higginsianum IMI 349063, 2232 nucleotides. RefSeq names its product HSF-type DNA-binding protein. The coding region runs from base 1 to 2232 and encodes 743 amino acids. The record is from RefSeq and is a predicted model, not a curated record. Gene Ontology annotation, biological process: regulation of DNA-templated transcription. The transcript has 2 exons. Gene Ontology annotation, molecular function: DNA-binding transcription factor activity; sequence-specific DNA binding. Lineage: Eukaryota; Fungi; Ascomycota; Sordariomycetes; Glomerellales; Glomerellaceae.